Messenger RNA from Paramecium sonneborni, 886 nucleotides. The record is from the annotation of a GenBank genome assembly. Lineage: Eukaryota; Ciliophora; Oligohymenophorea; Peniculida; Parameciidae.
AUAAAAAUUUGGGUAUGUUUAAAACUUUAGACGAUUUAAAGAAAGUAGAAAAGGACCAGAAAUAAUAAAAGAAAACUAGUAAUUCUUAUGCAGGAGGAGAAAAGAGGUAUAAAAACGAAUGAAAUUAUAUAGUGGAUUAUCUGUUGAAAAUCCUGAUGAUUAUGAUGAAAUAAUAAAUAAAGCGUAAUUAAUAUAUAAAAAGGUAAUAGAAAAGAAGGCGGUAGCAGACCUGAAAGUGAUGAUGAUCCAAAAGAAUCUUGUAAAAUAACUUUAUGGAAUAAUGGAUUUUAAAUAAAUGAUGGGGAAUUUAAAGAUAUCAAUGACCCAGAAAACAAGAAAUUUAUAUCUGAAUUGAAAUAAGGGUAAAGUGAAUAAUAAAUUAUAAAAGUAAUGUACCAACAGUUUUACGUUAAAAAUACCCAAAAGGGUUGAGUGUAAGAUUAGAAGAUAGAAAAUCAGAAAAAUAUGUACCACCUCCUCCACCAAAAUAUGUAGAAUUCAGUGGAUCAGGAGUAAGUUUGGGUUAAUAAUAAUUUGUUUAAUAACAAUAAUAGGUUUAAGUAGAUUUGAGUAAGUAAGGUUAAAUACAAAUUGAUCCUAAUCAACCUACAACAAAUAUAAUGGUAAGACUUUCUAAUGGUAAUACAAUAACAUUGACAGUUAAUACAACCACAAGAGUCACAACUAUUUAAUAACAUCUUUUAAAGUAUCUAAAUUAAUUUUAAUUUUAAGAAUGAUGAACUUACCUCCUCAAAAACAAAUUUAGUUAAUAUCAGGUUUCCCUCCAAGACCAAUUUAAAAUCUGAAUUAAACUGUUGAAGAUGCUGAUUUGUGUGAUUCCUAAAUCACUUAAACAAUUAUCUGAGUAUUAAGAAUAUAAAUAUCU